GGGGGGGCGGAGCGUCUGGGAGAACGGUCACGUGGAGGAAGCGGAAGUCCUAGCCAUCUCACCUUCGCCCAACCUAUCGGCGCAGUGGUCUGUGUUUAGAAGGACUGGAGCACUAUUUUCCCCAUACUUUUGUCACGCCUGGUCUAGGGUGAUGGCUUCGCCUGUGGAUCCACGGCGCCUCUGCAGGCUGGUGCAAGAGGGCCAACUGCGCUCCCUGCAGGAAGAGUUGGAGGCGGCCGGAGGCUGCCUGGGGCCCGCUGGAGACACCCUUCUCCACUGUGCGGCCCGCCACGGGCAUCAGAACAUUCUGGCUUAUCUAGUGGAGGCUUGGAGUAUGGACAUCGAGGCUGCCAACCGAGACUAUAAGCGGCCUCUACACGAAGCUGCCUCUAUGGGCCACCGGAACUGCGUGCGCUACCUCCUGGGCCGAGGGGCAGCCGUGGACUCCUUGAAGAAGGCGGACUGGACUCCUCUGAUGAUGGCUUGUACAAGGAAGAACCUUGAAGUGAUCCAGGUCCUUGUGGAACACGGUGCCAACCCACUCCUGAAGAACAAGGAUGGCUGGAACAGUUUCCACAUUGCCAGUCGAGAAGGCGACCCUGUGAUCCUCCGGUACUUGCUCACGGUCUGCCCGGAUGCUUGGAAAACAGAGAGCAAGAUUAGAAGAACUCCUUUACAUACUGCAGCAAUGCAUGGCUGUUUUGAAGCAGUACAGGAGCUUCUUGCUAGGUGUCACUAUGAGCCAGACUGUAGAGACAACUGUGGUGUCACACCCUUCAUGGAUGCAAUUCAAUGUGGCCAUGUUAACAUAGCCCUGCUGCUCCUUGAAAGACACCAGGCUUGCCCUUCAGCGGAAGAUAGCCUGGGGGCCCAGGCUCUACACCGAGCAGCAGUCACUGGGCAGGAUGAAGCCAUCCGGUUCCUGGUGUCUGGUCUUGGCAUUGAUGUAGAUGUGAGAGCAAAGUCAACCCAGCUCACAGCACUUCUUUAUGCAGCCAAGGAAGGACAGACAAGCACCGUUCAAACGCUAUUAUCCCUGGGUGCCGACAUCAACUCUAAAGAUGAAAGAAAUCGCUCAGCCCUGCAUCUGGCCUGUGCAGGUCAGCAUGUGGCUUGCACCAAGUUCCUGCUGCAGUCAGGACUGAAGGACUCUGCAGACCUAACAGGUACCCUGGCCCAGCAGCUCACAAAGAAUAUAGAUAUCCUUUGGAACUUUGACCACACUGUGAAGUCAUAAGGAUGUUUGAAGAAGGAGGCAAUAAAGUUCAUGGGAACUGACAUCCUGCAUUUUCAAUUAGACAAGCGAGUGAGUUAUUUCUCAGCCAGUGUUUUCUUCUCCUUCUGCCUUCCCGCCAUGUUCCUCUGCUGGAAGACUUGCCAGAUGACCAAGACUCUGGAUUCCUGGCAUGUUGUAUGGUCUUGAAGGCAGCCAUUUAUUUUUUCCUUUUUAAACUAUACUGGGCAUUGGAACCAGAGCCUUGCAAAUGCUCACUAAGCCAGCUCUGUGCUGCUGUGCUCGAGUGUCAGCCCCAUACUUUGGUUUCUCUACCCUUCAAGUAGAAUGAGAUUAAAUACUGAGUUCUGGGAAUUCCUGGGACAUAUAUAAUGUGAAUGAAUGUAAUAUAUAUCCUUCUUUAAGUGUAUGAAAAUGUAAUAAAACUUGAAAUAUGAAUUGCUGUUUA
Messenger RNA from Myodes glareolus (Bank vole), 1682 nucleotides. It is a transcript of the gene Ankrd16, whose product is annotated as ankyrin repeat domain 16. Gene Ontology annotation, molecular function: protein binding. The record is from RefSeq and is a predicted model, not a curated record. NCBI's taxonomy places the organism in Eukaryota, Metazoa, Chordata, Mammalia, Rodentia, Cricetidae.